AUGCCUUUAGGAAAUAAACACAAGGAUACAGUCUGGGAUGGCAUUGUGGAGAAAACAGAAAGGAGAUUAGCAAAUGGUGGAAUUCGUGUGAAGCACAAGGAAGACCUGAUUAUAUUGUCUUGUAAACUAAGAUUCCUGAAACAUAAAUUGAAGGAAUGGAAUACUGCUAAUGGGAGGAAUCUAAAGGCUAAGAAAGCUGAUAUUCUUUACCAGAUUAGCUCCCUGGAUACCAUACAAGAGCAAAGACUGCUAUCAGAGGAUGAAUUACUAUUGAAAGCAAGCUUGAAAAUGGAGUAUGAAGAGGUGGCAAAAAAUGAGGAAAUUUCUUGGAGGCAGAAAUCCAGAAUCUUAUGGUUGAAACAAGGAGACAAGAAUACCAAAUUUUUUCGAAGGAUGGCCAACUAUAGAAUCAAGGAAGAGAUUGUGGAUUUCUAUAAGAAUUUGUACUCUGAGACAGAACACUGGAGACCUUUAUUCAACCUUCAAGAAGGCUCAAUAAUCACUGAAGAUGAUAAUGAUUGGUUGCAGAGCGAAUUUGAAGAACAAGAGGUGUUGGAAUGCUUGAAGUUAUGUGCUGCUGACAAAGCUCCAGGCCCAGAUGGAUACUCUAUGGGAUUUUUCCAAUGCUGCUGGGAAAUUGUGAAAAAGGAUGUGAUGGACACUAUCAGAAACUUUCAUACGAGUGAUUAUUUUGAAAAGAGUUUCAAUGCAACUUAUGUUGCCUUGAUUACCAAGAAAAUUGGUGCCAAAAGUCUUAAAGAGAUUUCAUACCUAUAA
Solanum tuberosum (potato) is the source of this 777-nucleotide messenger RNA. RefSeq lists its product as uncharacterized. Bases 1 to 777 code for a protein of 258 amino acids. NCBI's taxonomy places the organism in Eukaryota, Viridiplantae, Streptophyta, Magnoliopsida, Solanales, Solanaceae. The transcript has 2 exons. The record is from RefSeq and is a predicted model, not a curated record.